AUGGUGAAGGCACCUUGUUUCGACAAAGAUGGAAUUAAAAAAGGUGCAUGGAGUGAAGAGGAAGAUAGUAAGUUAAGACUCUACAUUGAAAGACAUGGUCACCGUAACUGGCGUGAACUUCCCAAGUUGGCUGGUUUAUCUAGAUGUGGGAAGAGUUGUAGGUUGAGGUGGAUGAAUUAUUUGCGCCCAAACCUAAGGCGUGGGAAAUUUACAAAAGAAGAAGAUGAUGUCAUUUUGGAUUUACAUAAAAAGCUUGGCAGCAAAUGGUCAGUGAUGGCUGCACAAUUGCCUGGAAGAAGCGACAAUGAAAUAAAAAACCACUGGCACACACAUUUGAAAAAUCACGUCCGGAAAGAUGAAAUUGUGUCAACAAACGAACAAGUUGGAAAUUCUGAAUCGGGUAACCACAAAGGCUGCCCUGCAAAAAUAUCAGAUUUAGAAGCCCAAGAGGAAGUUGGAAUUUUAUUGAAAGUACUAUCAUCUGGAAUGCCAUCAUCUUCAACAAGUGAACAGCCACAACAUUGGUUGAGUGACUCAAGUUAUGCAGUUUCGAGCAAUGUUAAACCACAUUAUUUUGAUUCCGUCAAAAGUUUCUGGACUGAGCCAUUUUUACUUGACAAUGACGUGGUCCUAUCAUCAAGUGAUGACGUGUUUUCACCAAUGUUCUUUUGA
Molecule: messenger RNA, 672 nt
Organism: Lactuca saligna
Lineage: Eukaryota; Viridiplantae; Streptophyta; Magnoliopsida; Asterales; Asteraceae
Source: the annotation of a GenBank genome assembly